Bactrocera latifrons is the source of this 930-nucleotide messenger RNA. It is a transcript of the gene Gpb5, whose product is annotated as glycoprotein hormone beta-5. Gene Ontology annotation, biological process: G protein-coupled receptor signaling pathway. The transcript has 3 exons. The coding region runs from base 73 to 579 and encodes 168 amino acids. Gene Ontology annotation, molecular function: hormone activity. The record is from RefSeq and is a predicted model, not a curated record. NCBI's taxonomy places the organism in Eukaryota, Metazoa, Arthropoda, Insecta, Diptera, Tephritidae. Gene Ontology annotation, cellular component: cytoplasm; extracellular region.
GCUGCUCUGCAUAACAGCUCGCUACUGUGCGCCGCAAAGAGCUAUCAUCAUAAGCGCAAAACGGUCACUGAAAUGAAUAAAUAUUUGAAUACCUUUGCACUUGUCGCGUUAGUUACAAUUGCAACACCGUCAUUGAGUCAAUUACUGGAGGCACAACCGAUCGACAGCAGUCCCACAACAGCACCACUUGGCUGUCACCAACGGCUUUAUACAUACCGCAUCACACAAGCGGAUGCACAGGGUCGCGAGUGUUGGGAUUAUGUGAGCGUACGUUCUUGUUGGGGUCGUUGUGACUCCAGUGAGAUUUCCGAUUGGAAAUUCCCAUACAAACGUUCUUUUCAUCCCGUUUGUGUACAUGCAACACGCCAACCAGCUGUAGCGGUGCUGCGAAAUUGCCAUCCGGAAGCCGAUGAAGAAACGCGUCGUUAUGAGUAUAUGGAAGCUGGCAGUUGUCAUUGUCAUACAUGUUCUACUUUGGAUACCAGUUGCGAAGCGCCGGUGAACAAUAUAAUCGAUGAGAAGUCCGGCAUGAAGGUGUUAGCUUUAACUGGUUCCGAUUCUGAUGUUUUAGAUUAUUAACUUUAAGCAGUGCAAUGGUUCGCAGAUUUCGGCAUUUCUGUUUUAUAUAAUGCUUUAUAUUAUUAAAUUACAUAUAUAUCGAUUUACUAUAAACUUGUUACUAUCGGUUGCUGUUUGCUUUAAAUUGAGGGCAGCGAUGCAGGACUUUUAAAAACACAAUAAAAUUAUACAUUUUAAAGUGAAUGGAUGCAACAGUAAACAUUUCGGAUGCCUUUGAAUUAUGCAAUUAAAUGUAAAUGUCUACGUUAUUACCAAUAAACAAAGGGGCAGCGUUGCAGGGCGUAAUAAAAAAUACUUUAUGGUAUAUAUAAAUAUAAAAAUUAUACAAUAAUAAGUAAAAAAGAUUAAACA